AGUUAAAGCUGAAUCCAAAGCUGGAUCCAUCCUUCCCCACUCCUUAUUUUUGCCGAAAACUUAGGACGACACUUGUUCUGUCUUUAUUUCGAUGGUCAGCACUUGUUCUUGUUCUGUUCCUGUUUGGUCUUAUAAAAGUUGAAAAAGAAAACAAACGAGGACGCAGACCCUUAAAUCAUCACAUUCCAAGAACACACAGAGAGAGACAGAGAUUUUGGGUGUCCAAAUUUUAGACCCAAGUCACAGUGACUUGGGGAUAAAAUAUAUAUAAAGGGAUUUUGAUUCUUCAUUGGAAAAUUAGACAUUGGCCUCCAGGUAUAUGUCUAUGGCCAAUCCUCAACAUGAAAGAUCAAGGUCAGUCGUCUCCAUUGGCUCAACCUCAUUGAGGAGAAGGAAACCAAAGCGUCCUUCCUGGUUCACCCCCAGAAGGUUACUUUCCAUAUUCUGUGUGAUUAACUUGAUAAAUUAUGUGGACCGAGGAGCAAUAUCAAGCAACGGUGUGAAUGGAAACCUUGAAGUAUGUAAGGACGGUAUAUGCAAACCUGCUACCGGCAUACAGGGGCAUUUUGAACUGAGUAAUUUUGCAGUUGGAUGUCUAUCGUCAGCUUUUAUGGUUGGACUUUUGGUGGCAUCUCCAGUCUUUGCAGGACUGGCAAAGAGCGUAAAUCCAUUUAGGCUCAUUGGAGUUGGAUUGUCAGUUUGGACUUUUGCUGUAACUGGUUGUGGUUUUUCAUUCAGCUUCUUGUCUCUCUUCAUCUGCCGCAUGCUAGUUGGUGUUGGUGAGGCUUCAUUUAUCAGUCUUGCAGCUCCGUUCAUUGAUGAUAAUGCUCCAGCAGCUCAGAGAACUAUAUGGCUUUCAACUUUUUACAUGUGCAUACCAUCUGGAUAUGCUCUUGGUUAUGUAUAUGGAGGCUUGGUGGGAUCUUAUAUCGGUUGGCGUGUUGCAUUUUGGGGAGAGGCAAUUCUGAUGCUACCAUUUGCUAUUCUAGGAUUUGUUAUGAAGCCUCUGCGGAUGAAAGGUUUUAAGAAUGAUGAAUUUACUGAAGCAUUGAUUGUGCAGGAGACGGCUGUCUCAGAAGUUCAAGGUGCUUUGAACCCCAAGGAUAGGGCAGUUUCGAUGAAGGAAGAUGUAACAAAUUCUACCAUACAGAAACAUCCAAAGCCAAAACUUUCUACAAGGAUAAAAAAUCAUCUUUCAAGGUUUAUGAAAGACAUGAAGGAGCUUUUGGUCGACAGGGUUUAUAUAAUUGAUGUUCUUGGUUACGUAGCAUACACCUUUGUAAUUGGUUCAUACUCAUAUUGGGGGCCUAAGGCUGGUUAUAAUAUAUAUCAUAUGACUAAUGCAGAUAUGAUUUUUGGAGGUAUGACAAUUGUGUGCGGAAUAGUAGGAACACUAGCAGGCGGUGUUCUUCUGGAUUUCAUGUCUAAUACUAUCACCAAUGCUUUCAAGCUUCUUUCAACAGCAACUCUACUUGGGGCAAUAUUAUGCCUUGGUGCCUUUUGCUUCAAGAACAUGUAUGGUUUCCUAGCUCUUUUUGCAGCUGGGCAACUACUUCUCUUUGCAACUCAGGGUCCUGUAAAUUAUAUUAUUCUCCAUUGUGUUAAACCUAGUUUGAGGCCACUAUCUAUGGCCAUAUCUACUGUUGCAAUCCACAUAUUUGGGGAUGUGCCUUCCUCACCUGUUGUUGGAGUUGUCCAGGAUCACUUAAAGAAUUGGAGGUCAACUGCUCUUAUUCUAACAUCCAUUUUAGUUCCAGCAGCAGGCAUAUGGUUUGCAGGAAUUUUCAUGGACAGUGUGGAUAAAUGCGAAGAAGAAAGUGAUGAUGAAGAAAGCGAUGAUGAGAUAACAACUGAAAUGCCAUCGCUUGAAGAGAAGAAGACUGAAACAACUGAAUCUGCUGUGUAGUAGGUCAUUUAAUUCAUGUAAAUAUGGUCCCCCUAUUACAAUUCUCUCUUGUUUUCCGAGGGCUUUCUUAAUAUCUAUUUUAUAGCAGAGGUUUGUAUGAAAUCAUAAUCAACAUUUUCGAACAUUUUUCUCUGUAGAGAAGGAAAAAGUUUCUAUAGUAUGUAAUGCUUUUCCACAAGUACACAUAAUUGUGUGCUUUUGGAGUUUUGGUUGCUAAGAAUUAG
Argentina anserina (silverweed cinquefoil) is the source of this 2130-nucleotide messenger RNA. Its product is annotated as probable sphingolipid transporter spinster homolog 2. Bases 320 to 1906 code for a protein of 528 amino acids. Gene Ontology annotation, cellular component: membrane. Gene Ontology annotation, biological process: transmembrane transport. The record is from RefSeq and is a predicted model, not a curated record. Lineage: Eukaryota; Viridiplantae; Streptophyta; Magnoliopsida; Rosales; Rosaceae. The transcript has 16 exons. Gene Ontology annotation, molecular function: transmembrane transporter activity.